Messenger RNA from Schistocerca americana (American grasshopper), 1119 nucleotides. Its product is annotated as ankyrin-2-like. Gene Ontology annotation, biological process: proteasome-mediated ubiquitin-dependent protein catabolic process; regulation of proteolysis. Gene Ontology annotation, cellular component: cytoplasm. The transcript is spliced from 2 exons. The record is from RefSeq and is a predicted model, not a curated record. The coding region runs from base 1 to 1119 and encodes 372 amino acids. NCBI's taxonomy places the organism in Eukaryota, Metazoa, Arthropoda, Insecta, Orthoptera, Acrididae. Gene Ontology annotation, molecular function: ubiquitin protein ligase binding.
AUGGCAGAAUCAAAGUCUGAGAAAGGCAGUUUUGGAAGCGACCUGUGCACACUGCUGGAAUCUGGCAAAAGUGCAGAUGUGACUCUCGUGGUGGGCGACUCUCACUUGCCGGCCCACAGUGUCAUUCUGGCAGCGAGGAGUCCCGUCUUCGAUGCCAUGUUGCGGAACAACAUGCUAGAAGCUACUAGUCGCCUUAUCAAAAUCACUGACGUGCAGGAGGCUGUGUUGCAGCAGAUGCUAUUCUUCGUCUAUACAGACACAGUUCCGGAACUGGAAAGAUUUGCAGCGCAACUGUUGGCAGCCGGCGACAAGUACGACUUGCCCCUACUUAAACGACGGUGCGAGUCGCGAAUGGCGCUGGACUUGAGCGUAGAAAAUGCUGCAUCUACUGCGUUGGUGGCCACCCUGCACCACUGCCCAGAGUUGAGGAGCGCCGCUGUGGAGUUCAUAGCGCGACACCCCGAGGUGAUGGCCAGCAGCGACUGGGCGCAACUGCUGCGGCAGAAUGCAGAGGCUGCAGCAGACAUCUCCAGUCUGGUGGCGGCGGCAUUGCCACGGCCACCAUCCACAGAGACAUCGGGAUACAGCAAUAUGCCACACACGAUGAAGCAGCAGAUGGUGGCCAGACUUAUGGAGGCCGCUCGCAGUGGGAGGGCACGAGAAGCGUGGGCGCUGCUGCUCGCCGGAGUGCCAAAGGACGCCCGAGACGGCAGAGGAAACACGCCGCUGCACCUGGCAGCCGACGGAGGGCACGCCACCACUGUGAAGCACCUGCUCGAUGCGGGACUGGAUGCCAACAGUGUCAACUCGAAUAGGAGGACGCCCCUACACCUGGCAGCUCAGGCAGGGAACACGGAUGUAAUAUGGAUGCUGGUGAGAGCGUCAGCACGAGUAGACGCUCAGGAUGCCACGGGGCAGACUGCACUCCACGUGGCUGCGGGUGUGUACACUGGUGUAAAAGAUGAUAGAGUACAUGUAGUGAAUACACUGCUCCUGGCGGGUGCGACAAAAGAUAUAACUGACUUAAAGAACCGGAAACCUGAGCAAUUGGCAACCGUAUCAACAAAAACAGCUUUCAGCACUUCCAAUACUGUUUCCAGUCCUUACAUUGACUUGUAA